AUGACGACGCCUCGAUACAACCUCGCCAUCGUGCUCUACCAGGGCGGCGACCUGCUCGACUACACAGGACCGCUCGAAGUCUUCAAUUCGGUCUAUACCCGCCCCUCCGUCGACGCGCCCGCGGUCUUCCACACCACCACCUUCGCGCGCACGUCGCCCAUCAAGGCAGCAGCGACCGGCACGAUGACUGUCAUUCCCGACUCUACCCUUUCCGACCUCAAAGGACGCCUGGAGGAGUUCGACGUCCUCGUCAUCCCUGGUGCGGGGCCGAAGAUCAUCAAAGAUCUCAUCGCGAGCGAGGAGGGGAGGGAGAUAAUGGACUUGAUCAAGCACUUCCUGACCUUGAAGCCGCGCGACGCGCAUAGGGUCCUCCUGUCCGUCUGCACCGGCGCCUUGAUUCUGGGCGCUGCGGGCGUCUUGCGCGGCAAGCAGGCGACGACUCACCAUAUGUUCUACGACAUGCUGUCAGAGGUAUCUGCGAAGGCAGGCGGGGAAGUCGAGGUGCUGAAGGGGAAGAGGUGGGUCGAUGCUGGGCGGAACGAGGCUGGUGUCAACAUCGUGACGACGGGUGGCGUAAGUUCGGGGUUGGAUGGGAGUCUGUACAUUGUCCAGGAGCUGGCGGGGAAGGAAGCGUCGGACUUUGCGGGAGAAAUCGUGGAGUUCGAGAGGAGGCAGGGGGAAGAACCGUGA
Molecule: messenger RNA, 690 nt
Organism: Gloeophyllum trabeum ATCC 11539
Lineage: Eukaryota; Fungi; Basidiomycota; Agaricomycetes; Gloeophyllales; Gloeophyllaceae
Product: transcriptional regulator
Exons: 1
Coding region: 1-690 (229 amino acids)
Source: RefSeq, a predicted model, not a curated record